This is a messenger RNA of Ascochyta rabiei, 1332 nucleotides long. RefSeq lists its product as uncharacterized. Bases 1 to 1332 code for a protein of 443 amino acids. Gene Ontology annotation, biological process: mating projection tip cell wall disassembly. The transcript has 3 exons. Lineage: Eukaryota; Fungi; Ascomycota; Dothideomycetes; Pleosporales; Didymellaceae. Gene Ontology annotation, molecular function: glucan endo-1,3-alpha-glucosidase activity. The record is from RefSeq and is a predicted model, not a curated record.
AUGCUGCUUCUUUGCACCCUAUUUUUCGCAGUCGCGAACCUGCUGCGUUUCGCUGCUGCCCAGCGCGUGUUCGCACAUGUUAUUGUUGGUAACAAUGGCGCGUACAACAAGGACAAAUGGAUCAGCGACAUACGUCUCGCUCAAGCGGCAGGCAUCGAUGGUUUCGUCCUGAACAUGGGAACACCCUGGCGCGGAACCAUUGAGACGCAAGUCAGCCUCGCCUUCCAGGCCUCCAAUGAGGUUGCAAACGAAUUUAAGCUGCUCUUCGCGUUCGACUACGAGGGUGGCGCACAAGGAGCCUGGCCUGCUGCGGAUGUGAAGACGGUGCUAUCAGCUUAUAUUGAGAACUACUCAUAUGCCAAGCAUCCAUAUACGCGCUUUCAGAACACUGGUAAAGCCAUUGUAUCCACCUUCGAAGGCUCCAACAACGUGGGCGACUGGGCAUCGAUCAAGUCUCAGUUCUCCUCGCGUGGCAUCUACUUCAUCCCAGAGUACACGAGCCGCGAUCCUAACUGGCACCGCAACUACCUCAACACCAUUGAUGGAGUCUUCUCCUGGAACAUGUGGCCCAACGGCCCCAACGAUAUGCCCACCGACCCCGCUACCGAUCCUGAUGUCGCCUGGAAGGGCGUGAAUGGUCAGUACAUGAUGGGCGUAUCGCCUUGGUUUUUCACCGACCUGCCCCAGUACGGCAAGCGGCGCCUCUGGCGGGGUGACGACCUAUGGCACCAGCGAUGGGAGCACGUUUACGAUAUCAAGCCGCAAUUUGUGCAGAUUGUGACCUGGAACGACUUUGGCGAGUCGCACUACGUGGGCCCUAUUUUUGAUGCCGGCACCCCUGACGCGCCGGAGGGGAGCGCAAAGUGGUAUGUGAACAACAUGCCACACGACGGCUGGCGUGCCUUGUUGCCGCACUACAUUGCAACCUACAAGAACGGUGGUGUUGAACCCGCCGUCACCACCGAGAAGCUCUCGUAUUGGUACCGCGUCUACCCUGCUGCUGCGAAUCCUAACGGCGUCGUCUGCAAUGCCCCUUGGCAAACAACGUUCUCCCCCGCGACUUGUCUCCAGGACAAGGUCUUCUUUACAGCACUGAUCAAGUCCCUGCCUGCCCAGAUCAGCGUGCAAAUUGGCAGCAAUAGUCCGACAACCUUCCAGGCUACUAAGCAGGGUCUGAACCACCUCUCACAGAACGUCAAUGGUCAGACGGGCGCGGUCAUGGUCAAGAUUAUCAGGAAUGGGGCGACAGUUAUUCAGGGAUCGGGUAGGCAGAUUAUGUCAAACCCAGGAUCCAGCCCCAACAACUAUAACGCUUUCGUUGGAAGCGCAUAA